ACUCGCCUCGGCACUCCAAAGUACACAGCCUCCGCGAUUACAGUGGUGUGCUUCUUCGGUUCCUUCUAUUCUGUUGUCGCCUAAUAUCCAUUCUUCGCGCCAGUGGUAAUAAUCAGCCACAGAUAAGUGGUUUCCCGCACGUCGCAGCCGCCAAACAAGACCACGACAUCCACAGAACCAACGCAAUUUCUACGACAGGCCGUCCGACACCAUGAAACUUACGUUGUUCACAAUCUUCGCUCUCUGUAUAAUAGCUGUCUGCAGAUCAGCCGAAGAGGAAUAUGAUUAUGAGGAAGAAGUAGCAGCACCGGUGACGCCACCAGCACCGGCAAAACCGGCAAGUAGUCGGCUAGGUGGUCUCUUAUCCUCGAGAGGACGAGCUAAUGUAGCAACUGCAGGGAAAAAAAAAGUAGCACCGACUCAAUCAACGACAUCGAAACCGGUAGAACAAGUACCUGAGGAAGAUGACGUGGAAAGCGAAGAUGAGCUUGAAAACAGUCAAGAACAUGAAGCUCCUACGACAACGACUGAAUCUGCGAAAAAGCUUCGUAAUGCUGGUGGUGUCAGGCCCUUUAGAUCAAAUGAAGAUCUUUUGGCCGCCUUGAAAAGGAGAAGAGCGCAGACCGGACCCAGCAGUCAUUCACGGGAAACUGCUACCACGCAUUCUACAGCAGAACAUACAACAGCAAAACCAAAAGCUAGCACAAAUAAUCGUAGCAAAGCUAGCGCAGGUGGUGAAACAAGAACGUCAGGGCGCGGCAGGUUUGGAGGAAGAGGAGGUAAGACUGUACAAGAGGAGGUCGAAGAGACUCAACAGGAAGAAGUCCAAGUAAAACCUAAAGCAUAUCGCAGAGGUUAAAUCAAUCGCCAAUUUAUGUGAUGAUACUUGUUUAAACUUGUUGAGAUUUUUUAUAAUACACAUUAAUUAAAUUCGACGACUUAAAAACUACGUUGAAAAACUGUGUCGUCUUCUAUAUUGCAAAGUUCAAGAUCUUUGUAAAACGAUCUCGUCAACGAAUAAUGUGCUGCUGCCAUGUCCGAGCAAAAGAUCAAUUUUUGCAUACUCGAAUUUUUGAUAACAUAAUUGCUAUAUAUAAAGAUUUUUAAUAUAUUUUGGGUACAUAAGUCAUAUAAAGAUAUUACGUCUUUCUCGAAGAAUGACAGACCUUGUUCAUGAUUCGCCAUAUGAUAUCAAAAAUAUGAGCGAUGAAGAAAAAAUUGACAAAUCACCGUAUUAAUUAUUACAAUAGGAGCUAAUUAAAAAGAACAAAGUCUUCCUCUUUGCUACAAAGUGAUGUGUAUAUAGCAAAACAUUGCGAUCCCUCAAGUACUUAAAUCUAUUAUAUAAAUGUAAAUUAAUAUGACAAUAAAGUGUUUCUGGAAAACGACUCUA
This is a messenger RNA of Cataglyphis hispanica, 1393 nucleotides long. RefSeq lists its product as uncharacterized. Bases 212 to 859 code for a protein of 215 amino acids. Lineage: Eukaryota; Metazoa; Arthropoda; Insecta; Hymenoptera; Formicidae. The transcript has 5 exons. The record is from RefSeq and is a predicted model, not a curated record.